Plasmodium inui San Antonio 1 is the source of this 2109-nucleotide messenger RNA. RefSeq lists its product as hypothetical. Bases 1 to 2109 code for a protein of 702 amino acids. The record is from RefSeq and is a predicted model, not a curated record. Lineage: Eukaryota; Apicomplexa; Aconoidasida; Haemosporida; Plasmodiidae. The transcript has a single exon.
AUGACAAGUGAAGAGGACGCUGGAGAUGUAGCAGUCACUGUGGGGAACGCAAAAGAGGAAGAAUGCAACGUAACCGUAAUGGAGAAACGAAAAAAAAAUUGCAAAAAAUUGUCAAGUGAGCAAAAGGACACACAUUCGGGUGAGCGUACAGAACAGUUCCACGUGAAAAAUGGGGAAGGGAUCCACCAAGAGACAUUGCCACAUGACCACGCAGAGGAGGAUGAAAAAAAGAAGAAAAAACAAGAGAGAAAACAGAAUGGUAGAUAUCCCCUCCUCACAGUAAACAAGGAGACAAAACCAACGGAUGAUGAUCUGGAAAAGAACCAAAUGCUCACAACAGACGAAGCGACAGACAGCUCCGAGGAAACACCUCCAAAGGGAUGCCUGCCGAAAGGGGAAAAAAAAUAUUCCCUCGCGUUGAAAAGUAUAAUUAGAACAAGGGAUGGUACGCACACGCGCGACGCGAACACGGAUAAGUGGAGAGAAGGGCAUAGAAGUCUCAGCGAUGGAAGUCUCAGCGAUGGAAGUCUCAGCGAUGGAAGUCUCAGCCGUGGAAGUCUCAACCGUGGAAGUCUCAACCGUGGAAGUCUCUACGAUGGAAGCCCCAGUAGCGGAAGCCGCAAGCACAGAAGCUACAGUUACUUCGCAUACAACCCGCGGAGGGACGAAAUUGUAAAUGUAGAGAUGCACUCACAUGUUCUAAUGGACGAGUCGAAUGACAAUAGCGCCGCCGCAGGGCCCUCCAGCGUGGAGAAAAACUCGUGUGUAGAGGCCAACCAGGGAGAGAAGAGCGAAGAAAGCGCAAGGAAGAAGAAAUGGAAUUUCAGGCGCAGGAUUAUGGGGAGGAUGAAACGCAGAGCCAAGCGGGAAGCUGUAUGUCAGGAGGCGCGUCAGGAGGCCAACCAACCGGCGCAACCACCGACGGAGUCAUCGACGCACGACCCUGAUAACCCGGUCCCCGAGGAAAACAAUUUCGUCAUAUACAAAGUUCCAAGGUACCUCAAAAAAAAAAACAUCAAGUGCCCCUUCGUGUACAGGAAGGUGUUUUUUGGCAAGUACGGAAUAAUAAAUUAUGAUUUGAAGGGAAACAAAAAAGGGACGCUCGUCAUCACAUUUCAUGGACUAAACGGAACAAACUUAACCUUCCUGGACAUACAAAAAACGCUAGUCAAACAUAAGUUCCAGGUUCUCAAUUUUGAUCUGUAUGGACAUGGAUUAUCUGCCUGCCCCAAAUAUAAUCACCGAAAGAAAACCUAUGGAAUAAAUUUUUUUCUGACUCAGACGGAGGAAUUGCUGAUCCAUUUAAAAUUACUACAUAAAGAUUUUUAUCUGAUAGGAUUUUCCAUGGGCUGUGUAAUUGCCAUCGGCUUUGCAAAGAAGUACAUAAAACAGGUGAAGAAAAUUAUUUUGAUAUCCCCUGUUGGUAUUUUGGAGAAAAAGCCUUUUCCCGUGAAGAUUCUAAAGUUGUUCCCCUGUCUGAUCAACAUUUCGUCCUUUUUUAUGUUGCCCUGUUUUAUUUCGAAGAAGAAUUUUAAGCGCGCUUCCAAGGGGGACUCCAAGGGUGUGCCCCAAGGUGCCUCCAGGAAGGGGUCACACAUGAGGGCGUCAAAAAGUGGCAACAAAGGUGACCACAAAAGUGACCCCAAAGAUGCGCCCGGCGAAUCGCUCAAGCAAGAUCCCCAAGACGACUCCGAUGACGACACGUCCGACUACCUGUACAACCGAAUCAUGUGGCAGGCGUUUGUGAAAAAAAAUAUCACGCACGCAAUACUGGGCUGCAUUAACAACUUAAAAAUGUGGAGCGCCCAUGACGUAUUCAAAGAAGUCGGACUUAAUCAUAUACCCGUUCUCAUUCUCUGUGGCGAGAAAGACAGCAUCUGUAGCGUCCACGUUUUCAAGAACACGUCCAAAUUUUUCAUCAAUUGCCACAUGAUAAUUUUUAGGAAUGCCUCCCACUUAGUUUUGGUCGAGAAGAGCAAAGAAAUUAACUCCUGUGUGUUGACCUUCUUCCACUUCCCCAACAACGCUGAUUUGAGGACCGUCCAUCAUAUGUUUCCGGUGGACACGCUGGGGAACUCGGUCCUUUACCAGCGGGACGACUUUUUCUGA